AUGUCCAAAUCAUGGUUUCGAAAAUGUUUGAUUUGCGUUCUUAUGGUUUUUAACGUAAUCUUGUUGAUUUUUGGUAUUGGGAUCCUUGGCUUUUCUUUGUUCAGCUACAUGGAGCCGCAACUUCAGGCUAUUUUUCACGCUUCUGGAUUCCUGUAUGAGAUGCAAAAUUUAAUUUAUGUUCUAAUUUCCGUGGGAUUAUUAACGGUUAUUGUUGCUAUCAUCGGAUGCUGUGGAACUUACUACGAAUCAUCUUGUCUAAUCAGCACUUAUUUUACGUGCCUUGCAGUAAUUUUGUGUGUUCAGGUGGCCGUUGGUAUAUUAAGCGUUUGUCGAUUUUUUUGUUACAAGUUAUUAUUUUAUCCUAUUAGACCGAGGAGAAAAUUGUUCGAGCUGUUAAAAAUGUUAUUAACAGCUGUGCCGAAUUUGAAGCCCAGAAAAUCGUCGAUCGCGAUGCAUUCCAAUUCACUGCAUACAGUUGACUACUUGUCACCCACUAUUUGUUCGUUCAGUUGA
Messenger RNA from Mesocestoides corti, 513 nucleotides. The record is from the annotation of a GenBank genome assembly. NCBI's taxonomy places the organism in Eukaryota, Metazoa, Platyhelminthes, Cestoda, Cyclophyllidea, Mesocestoididae.